CAAUCAAGGUGCAUAUCCCGACACCCGGGAUAGCACAAAAGAAAUAAUGGCACAAAUAUUAUCUAUCACCUUUCAUUAGACAAAAAUAUGACCAAAAUGUUUUUAGACAAAAAAGUGACUCGACUUCACGUUUUCGUUUCUUCUUCUGCGUUUUUCUUCUGCGCUCCAAGACCGAAAAAGCUCCCACGAUUCUGUGCUCUAAGACUGAAGAAGCUCCACCAUGCUCAUCGCCGAGGACCAUCCACCAUGUUUGUGUCAUCGCGAGCAACCAUGUCCUCGGGCCGUCUCCAUCGCAGCGAGCUUCUCAGCCCUUACCAGCUUCGCCGGCAGACCUCCCCCACUGCAACGAAGAAGUCGAUCCGUCUCUCACUGCACCACUUCAUCUUUCUUCUUCGCAUCUGCUCCAUCGUUGUCGGCGACUCAUCGUCCCUAAUUACCAGGGUUUCAAAUUGCAAAAUUGAACCCCGAAAUCACCAAAAAACCAUAUAUCUGAAAUUGGGGGCAUGGUGCGAUGUUGGGGAAAAAGUGAGUUGUGAGGGAUUGAGGGUAAAGGUCUGAGGUGGCGCUGACGGCGAUCGACAAGGCAAGAGACAGGCUAGUAGGCCUAGGGACGGUGCUAGGAGAGGUGCGCGACUGGAAUGGUGGGGCAAAGGUAAAGUAGAGGUGAUG
Messenger RNA from Cuscuta europaea, 669 nucleotides. The record is from the annotation of a GenBank genome assembly. NCBI's taxonomy places the organism in Eukaryota, Viridiplantae, Streptophyta, Magnoliopsida, Solanales, Convolvulaceae.